CCAUCAUCAAUCAUCCAAGAAUCUAUCAUCGAAAAUCAAGAAGGAAUCUGUCCUCAUGGUCCUUCUUGACCAAAACUCCUUAGCUUUUAGGGUUGGAAAGAAUGUGAUUCAAAUCGAAAAUAUCAUCUAUCAUCUCAAAGCCAAUUCAAAACACUUCUAAUUCCAAUUCGACUUCAUCUCCUCAAUCCAAUCAAUCUCAUCCUACUCAUUCAACUCUCGAUCUUCAUCACUCCAACUCUUCAAAUCAUCAACAAGACAAACUGAAUCGCAACUCAAGUCUCUCUCAUCCUACUCCAUCUCAAGCUUUUCUCAAUCUCAAUUUGACUUCUGCCUCAUCUUCAAUCACAACAAAUCGUGAUCAGGAUCCUGCCGAUUCCUCAACCCAAUCCGAUUUCCUAGAAACUCCAUUACCUUUGUCUACAUCCGAUCAAGAAAAUCUCGAUCACUGUGAUCCAUACACUGGAACUGGUACAGAUCAAGAUCCACUCAACACACUCUCAUCUCGUACCAACUAUGCAUCUUUUGAUUGUUCAGCUUCGAUUCAUCAAUCAUCGAAAUCAUCUAAAUCAGCUUCUUCUAUUCUAAACGAGAAGAAAGAUAAAUAUAUGCUCACACCUUGUCGAGCUCCCAAUCAAUCUAAGAAGAAUAAAUCAAAUCGAUCAUCUACUCAUCCAACUCAUUCAGAUUCAAACUUUGUGAUCUUUGAACUUGGUGAUGAGAUUGAAAUCGAUCAUGUCGUAUUGGCUAAUUAUGAAUUCUUUAGUUCAAUGUAUAAGCUCAUCAGAAUCACUGUUUCUAAUAGUGGACUGGGAGGUGCUGGUGGGAUUAAAUGGGUAGAGGUGGGACGAUUCAAAACUAGGAAUGUAAGAGGAAUUCAGGUAUUUCCAAUUAAACAUCUCAAGGGAUUUUACAGAUAUGUUCGCUUAGAUUUCUUGUCCCAUUAUGGUUCCAAAUAUUUUUGUCCUCUCUCCUUGGUGAGAAUCUAUGGUCUCACUCAGAUUGAUGCGUAUGGUCGUGAUGAAGAACUCGAAAGAAGAAGGCAAUUGGAACUUAAAGAAUUUGAAGAUGAUUUACAAGAUCAUGAGAAAACAUGCUAAACAAAAAAAGGUUGGAAUGGUUUUACAAUGAUGUUUUUUUUCUUGUUUUGGAACAAGUUUUAUAUUAAGAGUUGUUAGUUUCCAUAACAAAUGUGAUAUGAGUUGUACAAGUAACCAAAAACAAAUGCCCGUGGUCAGUUU
Molecule: messenger RNA, 1238 nt
Organism: Melampsora larici-populina 98AG31
Lineage: Eukaryota; Fungi; Basidiomycota; Pucciniomycetes; Pucciniales; Melampsoraceae
Exons: 3
Coding region: 606-1097 (163 amino acids)
Biological process (GO): protein folding in endoplasmic reticulum
Cellular component (GO): membrane; cytoplasm
Source: RefSeq, a predicted model, not a curated record